Molecule: messenger RNA, 3349 nt
Organism: Corylus avellana
Lineage: Eukaryota; Viridiplantae; Streptophyta; Magnoliopsida; Fagales; Betulaceae
Product: ternary complex factor MIP1 leucine-zipper protein (Protein of unknown function, DUF547)
Source: RefSeq, a predicted model, not a curated record
AGAGAGUCUGAGCGUGACCUGGCAAGAAGAGCAGCUAUUCGCUUGUCUGCUUCACUUUAGCUUUGUGUGUGACAACCCGCUCUCAUCAUGACUAACAUGCGCUCCUCUCUCUCUCUCUCUCUCUCUCUAUCUCUCGCAUACGCUAAAACUCUGAAAAUGAUUUACAUGUAUUGGAAAGACGAAGAAGUGAAGCACUAUAUCUAAAACAGAGAGAGAGAGUGCGGGUGUCUCCACCUCUCUCGCACUUUUCCUGUGUUUAUAUUUUUGUUUAUUUGCAAAGGAAGUGUUAUUUUAUUUAAUAUUUUGAAACUAAAUUGGGUUUACAGUUUACUUGUGGAUAGUUUAAUACAGUUGGUUCUUGUCCCUCUGUCGCAUGUUCCUUGGAUGACGCUUCAAGCUCGAAACCUCGUCGUUUUCUUCUCCUCCUUCUGUGGCCUUUUGUUGCUUUCGUUCACUCUGUUCGAGAUAUAAAACAACCCAAAAAAUUAAACGUAUCUGCCAUUUCUGUUUCUGGGCCUCUUUGCUUUCCAUUUUCCCGCUCUCUAAAAGGGUAUAUUAGUUGUGUUGCAUUGUUUUCUCAUUUUCUGGACAAAGUAAAAGAAGAUGAAUACCAGAGUGCGCACCACUCUUCAGGCAAUGAAAGCUCCUUUGAACCUUGAUAAAAAGGAGAAGAUGGAGACUCAGGGGAGCCGAGUAAUCGACGCUAGGAAACAUGUGACCAAUCGGCGCCGAUCAAAUAGAGAAAGGAAAAUGGCCUUACUUCAAGAUGUUGAUAAGCUAAAAAAGAAGCUCAGACAUGAAGAAAAUGUCCACAGAGCAUUGGAGAGGGCUUUUACUAGACCUUUAGGAGCUCUACCUCGUCUUCCUCCUUAUCUCCCUCCACAUACAUUAGAGCUUCUUGCCGAAGUAGCCGUUUUAGAAGAAGAGGUUGUUCGUCUAGAAGAGCAAGUUGUGAAUUUUAGACAAGGUCUCUAUCAGGAAGCAGUGCACCUUUUCUCCAAGAGGAAUGUGGAAAAUUCGGGCGAUUUGAUGGAUCAUAACUUGAUUAGAAGCUCCAAACAUCAGCGAUCAAAGUCUUUGCCCCAAAAUGAGCUCAAUUCAGCAACAUCCAUGGCCAGACUUCAACCUUCUCUUACCAGAAGUACUUCAAAUAGGAAGCUCUUGUUCGCUGAUACCGGCCCUGAUCGAACCACAAAUUUUCCCAGUAGGCCAGCUAUGGGGAAGCAAUUUACUAAGAAACCAAAUUCCUCUCCGCCUCUUCCGGAAAAUGGACGAGGAAAAGAGAAUUGGUUGUGUGCAAAUUCUGUAAAGGAUAAGCUAUCUCCGGAGAAGAAAUGUACAAAAGUUGUAACCCCAGUGAAGAAACCUCCAAUCAAACAUGGAUCAGUGGAUAAGUGUGUUGAUCCUUUAAGGUCUCAGAUAGAGAGCAGAUUAGUAGACCAGGAGAGAGCACAGGAGAACUCUUCUUGUUCUUCAGAUGAAAGAAUAUUGGAAGCUGAUAGCACCCCCAACAAAGUAUCUGAGGAUAUAUUGAAGUGCUUGUCUAGCAUUUUUGUGAGGAUGAGCACAUUGAAGGACAAAGUAGUAGAAUCAGGGACUUUUCAAACACUAGCUUCUCAUGCAAGCAACAGAGAAACAGAAUUCCGAGAUCCAUAUGAUACCUGUUCAGAAAUCAGAAAUAGAGAUAUUGGUCCCUACAAGCAUCUCUGUUCAAUUGAAGCAACUUCAGUUGAUCUCAACCGAACAACAAAUGCUUUGUUUCUGAUCCAAAGACUAAAGGUCCUAUUUGGAAAGCUUGCCACUGUGAACUUGGAGGGUCUUACGCAUCAGCAGAAGCUUGCUUUCUGGAUAAACACUUACAAUUCCUGCAUGAUGAAUGCAUUUUUAGAGCAUGGGAUUCCUGAUACCCCUGAAAUGGUUGUAGCACUAAUGCAAAAGGCGACAAUCGUUGUGGGAGGACACUUGCUCAACGCAAUUACAAUAGAACAUUUCAUCUUGAGAUUGCCUUAUCACUUGAAAUUUACAUGUGGAAAAGCUGUGAAAAAUGAUGAGAUGAAAGCACGAAGCAUAUUUGGAUUGGAAUGGUCUGAACCCUUGGUUACAUUUGCCCUCUCCUGCGGAAGCUGGUCCUCCCCUGCAGUGAGGGUAUACUCAGCAUCACAAGUUGAAGAAGAGUUGGAAGCAGCAAAGAGAGACUAUUUGCAGGCAGCAGUUGGCAUUACCAAGACAAACAAAUUAGUAGUUCCCAAGCUACUAGAUUGGUAUCUACUUGACUUUGCUAAGGACUUGGAGUCAUUGCUGGAUUGGGUCUGUCUGCAGCUACCUGACGAACUUCGUAACGGAGCAGUUAGAUGCCUUGAGAGAAGGGGAAGAGAACCCCUUUCACAGUUAGUACAAGUAAUGCCAUAUGAUUUCAGUUUCAGGUUACUUCUACACCGAUGAGAGUUUUUUUUCUUUAAAAAAAAAAAAAAAUCUUUUUACUUUCAAGUCUAGUUUGACCAACUAUGGAUGUGGUGGGGUUGUGUACUGAUAGACAAGUGAGAGUACAUAUAUAAUCUUGCAUUUGUAAGUGUGGGCAAAAUUUUGUUGUUAUCAGCACAUGGGUUCAUUAUUGGGGAAAGCUUAUAUGAAUAUGGUGAAUUCUUUGAUUCAAAAUUUAAAAGGUAUUGCCGAUCCUAAGAUGUCAAUGUUAGUUGCUACAGUUGGAAUUAUGGUUGUGGAGCAGAGGCAAGCAGCUAGUAUAACUGUAUAAAUCCAGUUCAAAAUAGAAAGGGUGCACACAAAUGAUUGCUUUAGGAAAAACGACAGAUCAAUGUUGAGAGAGUUGGUAAAUAGAGCCAGGCAAGCAAAGACAGCUCACUUGAAACAAAGCUUAUAGUUAGAGUCUUACAGACGUACACUAUGUGAAGCUGAUUAGAUUCUAAGCUUGUCCGACACGGCGUGUUCAAGCAAGGCAACAACAUGCUUUAAAAAACCUUUGUCGUCUACCUCUCAAAAUGACAACCCUCUACAAACGUCUUUGUUUGCUUAUGAGUAUUAUCCAUCCGCAUUUGGAAAAUUGGAGCCUCGCAAGCUUCCUGUGAAAGGCCAGCAUUUCUCUCAUAGUUUCUGACUAGUGUAUAGUCAAAGAUCGUCGUAUCUCAAAGUCAUGGAAGCUCAGAUCUCAUUGGUACAGCCAAAUUAGCAGCAUACAGUAUGGCUUAACGGAUUUCCUUUCCUUGAAAGCUGUAAAGCAUAAAACAUCACAAGUUGACAUUGUAGCAUAGGCUUUGUGAUCUAGUUCGAAUUGUAAAAUUAAGAUAAAUAGUCUAUAACCAAUCUCAUUGUAUGAAGUCAUGAGUUAAUUGUA